This is a messenger RNA of Erythranthe guttata (spotted monkey flower), 1855 nucleotides long. Its product is annotated as Eukaryotic aspartyl protease family protein. Lineage: Eukaryota; Viridiplantae; Streptophyta; Magnoliopsida; Lamiales; Phrymaceae. Gene Ontology annotation, cellular component: extracellular region. Gene Ontology annotation, molecular function: aspartic-type endopeptidase activity. The record is from RefSeq and is a predicted model, not a curated record. Gene Ontology annotation, biological process: proteolysis.
UUAACAUACUCAAAGGUGGUUGUAAUUUACCCUAUUAAAAAAUACCCAAAAAGAAAUUAAAAAGAAUUCAAUAACAGAUAAUUCACUUCCUCCUCACACUCCACACAAAUUAAAAAAUGAGUUCUUCCCUUUCUCUUCUGCCUCUGUUUUCUCUCAUUUCCAUCUUCUCUCUUUCUUCCGCCUACUCCACCACCCUCUCCCUCUCACCCACCACCGCAUCGCCGCCGCCGCCCCUUGCCAAUCCAUGGCAGAGGCUCAACCACCUCUCCGCCGCGUCUUCCACCAGAGCCCACCUCCUCAAACACCCAAACACCAGCACUUCCGCCGCCGCCGCCACCAAAGCGCCACUGUUUCCCCGCGGCUACGGCGGAUACUCCAUCUCCCUCAGCUUCGGAACGCCGCCGCAGACACUGCCAUUCGUCAUGGACACCGGCAGCAGCCUCGUCUGGUUCCCAUGCACCCAGCGCUACGCCUGCAAUUCCUGCAACUUCGUGAACGUGAACCCUUCUAAUAUAUCAAUCUUCUUACCGAAAUCGUCUUCUUCCUCCAUGAUUAUCGGCUGCAAGAACCCCAAAUGCAGAUGGAUUUUUCCCGACGUCCAGUGCAAGAACUGCGACCAAAACUCAACCACCUGCAAAGAAUUCUGCCCGCCGUACAUAAUCCAGUACGGCUCAGGAUCGACGACUGGGCUACUUCUGUCUGAAACCCUAUUCUUCCCGGAAAAAUCGGUGGAAAAUUUCUUCGUCGGCUGCUCAAUUUUUUCAUCCCGGCAGCCGGCGGGGAUCGCCGGAUUCGGCCGCGGCCCGGAGUCCUUACCGGCUCAGAUGGGUCUUAAGAGAUUCUCUUACUGUCUCGUCUCCCACCGCUUCGACGACGAGCCGGUAAGUAGCGAUCUAGUUUUUGUCGGGGGGGGGGGCGCCGCCGGCGCCGCAGCCGGAGUUGAGUACACCCCGUUCCGCAAGAACCCAAAGUCUGCGAACCCCGCAUUCCAAGACUACUACUACGUUACGCUCCGGAAAAUCACGGUUGGCGGGGUCCACGUGAAGGCGCCGUACGAAUUCCUGGUGGCGGAUGCCGCCGGCGACGGCGGCACGAUAGUGGAUUCCGGCACCACCUUCACGUUCAUGGAGAGCCGGGUGUUCGAGCCGGUGGCGGAGGAGUUCGAGAAGCAGGUCGGCCGGAGAAAUUACAGCAGAGCCCGCGAAGUCGAAGAUCGGUCGGGAUUAAGGCCAUGUUUCAAUGUCUCCGGGGAGGGUUCCGUCAGCUUACCGGAAUUGUCGUUCCAUUUCAAAGGGGGUGCAGAAAUGGUUCUGCCGUUGGCGGAUUACUUCUCUUUCUUGGAUGAUUCGGUGAUUUGCAUGACUGUAGUGACGAACAAUUCGACCCGGGAGGGAAUCGGGCCGGGCCCUGCGAUUAUCUUGGGUAAUUAUCAGCAGCAGAAUUUUUACAUGGAGUAUGAUUUGGAAAAUGAGAGGCUUGGAUUCAAGAGACAAUUGUGCAAAUGAGGUUAAUUAAGGGAAAUUAGAUGCCACACUUUGUUAUUUAUACUCGAUGGAUUUGAACCGUAAAUUAACAUAUAAUUACAUACAGUUGUGUGUAUGUGUGUUUAGUGGAUAGUUAUUUAAUAAAUUCUACGGUUCAAAUCCACCAAGUAAAAUUAUCAGGUGUAGCAUUUAACUCACCGUUAAUUAACAUAUAUUUAGCAAUUCCUGUUUUGUGGUUUUGGAAUUGGGAAAUAAAUGCCCAUCACAAGAUAGCCAAAAUUGGGGUAAUAAAUGGAGUUAUGGUGGUACCAAAUGUGCCAAGGAAAAUGACAAAUGAUUUCGUCGUUGUGCUCAAUAUAUUUACCUUAUAC